AUGUCAGAUUCAAUAGAGAAAGAAGAGUCCAGAGCGAUUUAUGAUGUAAGGCUGGGAGAGUUGCGCAACAUCUUACAUAGCUCGGCAUUCCACGAGGUAACCGACUUGGAAAAGCUUGCCCUUAGUAAUGAAAAGGAGGCUUCAAAAAUACUUUCCGAGGCACAAGCUAACUUGGAAUUUUCAGCAGGUACCGGUUAUGCUUCUGAAUUGAGAAGAGGCUUCAGUUUUCUAUCUAUUUUGGGUAUUGGUUUUGGUUUGACAAACUCAUGGUUGGGUAUUAGUGCCUCAUUGUUGGUGAGUAUCAGUUCAGGGGGGCCAAUGAUGGUUAUCUAUGGGGUCAUUAUUCUUGCGUCUAUCUCAUUAUGUAUUGGUGCCACAUUGAGUGAGAUGGCAUCAGCCAUGCCCAAUGCUGCUGGACAAAUUUAUUGGGCAAUGAAGUUGGCGCCAGAAAAGUAUUCAAGAUUGUUUGCCUAUGUGACCGGUAUAUUUGGAUGGUUGGGUGCUUUAUUGACUGGUGCUAGUGUGACUAUGGCCAUAGCGACAUCGUUUGUGGGGAUUUAUGUUUUAUACCAUCCUGACGUUUCAGUGCAAAGAUGGCACAUCUUUUUGCUUUACGAAUUGUUGAAUCUUCUUAUAUUGACAUUUAACAUUUACGAAAAACCACUACCAAGCAUUUCCAAAGCUAGUUUGUUUACUUCGGUGUCAUCGUGUAUUAUAAUCAUGAUUGUAGUGUUGUCCAUGCAUAAGGGUGAAUGGCAAACCGCUGAGUUUGUAUUUGUUGACUUUAAUAACAAUACCGGGUGGAGUUCUGGGGGAAUUGCAUUUAUUGUUGGUUUGAUUAACCCGAAUUGGAGUUUUUCAUGCUUGGAUGCCGCUGCUCAUAUUGCCGAAGAGUCAUUGAACCCGGCAGUUCAAGUUCCUCAAGCCAUUUUCACGACUAUCGUUGUUGGGUUUUUCAGUGCCAUGGCUUAUUCAAUCGCCAUCUUUUUCAGUAUUAGGAACCUCGAUGAUGUGUUGGCUUCAAACACUGGUGUCCCUAUUAUGGAUAUUUUCUACCAAUCCACUGAAUCUAAAGCAGUUGCCGUUGGUUUGGAGAUGUGUAUCGUGAUGACUUUGAUUGGAUGUAAUAUCGCAUGUCAUACCUGGGCUGCUCGUGUCAGCUGGAGUUUUUCGAGAGAUAAUGGAUUCCCAUUAUCAAAGUAUUGGUCAAGGGUUAAUUCGAAUACAGGUGCCCCAGUUAAUGCUCAUCUCAUGUCCUGUGGUGUUGUUGCUGUCGUUGGGUUUAUCUUUUUAGCUUCGACAACGGCGUUCAAUGCUGUUAUUGUUUGCUGCGUCACCUUUUUGUUGUUGUCAUACUUACCAGCCACAUUCUGUCUCAUUUACAGAAGAAAUACCAUUAAGCCAGGCCCCUUCUGGUUGAACAAGUUGGGGUUAUUUUGCAACAUUGUUUUGAUUUGUUAUGCAAUCUUUGCUUUUGUGUUUUUCAAUUUCCCAUUUGUCAUGCCCGUUACCGGUGGUAAUAUGAAUUAUUCCUCUGUGGUGUUUGCAAUUGUGUUUAUCUUUUGUGUGGUUGAUUGGCUUGUUAGAGGUAGAAAGGAAUACAUUGGUAUGCAAGAGAGAGAACAAAUGAGAGAGGAAUAUGCAAAGAAGUUGACUACGCAAAUUUCCCACAUUGAAGCUGUUGUCUCACAAUCUGAGGCUUAG
Molecule: messenger RNA, 1704 nt
Organism: Lodderomyces margitis
Lineage: Eukaryota; Fungi; Ascomycota; Pichiomycetes; Serinales; Debaryomycetaceae
Exons: 1
Coding region: 1-1704 (567 amino acids)
Biological process (GO): transmembrane transport
Cellular component (GO): membrane
Molecular function (GO): transmembrane transporter activity
Source: RefSeq, a predicted model, not a curated record